This is a messenger RNA of Fusarium mangiferae, 2076 nucleotides long. RefSeq lists its product as uncharacterized. Gene Ontology annotation, cellular component: nucleus. The coding region runs from base 1 to 2076 and encodes 691 amino acids. Gene Ontology annotation, molecular function: DNA-binding transcription factor activity, RNA polymerase II-specific; zinc ion binding; transcription cis-regulatory region binding. The transcript is spliced from 2 exons. The record is from RefSeq and is a predicted model, not a curated record. Gene Ontology annotation, biological process: positive regulation of transcription by RNA polymerase II. Lineage: Eukaryota; Fungi; Ascomycota; Sordariomycetes; Hypocreales; Nectriaceae.
AUGGACACACAGAAGAGUAUAUCCAGCCCUGGCAACCCUCAGAGGACUAAGCGUAGGCGGACCGGAACAGCGAAGUCAAGAAAUGGAUGCUCCAAAUGCAAAGACCGACGGAUCAAAUGCGAUGAGAAACGGCCUAGUUGCGAGAACUGCGCCAAGUUCGGAUGUCCGUGCCCUGGGUAUACGCAGAAAUUACGAUGGUCGCACAAGCACCAGCAGGAUAAGACCUCGAUAUCUAGAGAGACGACUUUUGGAACGAAUGUACAACUGCAAGAUCCAUUACCUGUAAUUCAGGCAGAGGAUUUCAAUAUCCAAGUCAGGUCGACUGAUCUCCAGGAUGUCUUGGACAGUUUAUCAGAUGAACCAAUCAUUCUCAAUGACGACUGCGACUAUUCCUGGCUAAGCGAGACAGCGCCAAAUUGGCAAGUUACGGACCUUGAUAUCGGGGCCAACCAUGUUGGCGAGUCUCUACAAGACCCCUUCAACUCGUUAGAAAGACCUGAACAGUCAAAUUCACGGCAUGACUUGAUAUCUACCGCCAAUUUCAGCAUUAUACAAGCGCCUGUUCACAUAUCAACAACACUAAUCGAAUACUGGUUCAGAUAUAUCUGUCCAGUGCGCUCCACGUUCGAUUCCGAGGUGAACAACAAUCGCUCAUUAGCUCGAGACUCAUGGGCCACAUCUGAGGCCGUCUUCUAUACGAUGCAAGUCAUGUCAGCUGUCUGUCUCGUCGACACUAUGCCCCAUCUGAGGCAAACCCUACCGUCACUGAGAGAACAAUCUACACUCGCCAUUACCCAGGGAAUAUCUCGAGUGCGAAACCUGGGACUAGGUCCAGUCACGGCUGAUUUGGUCUUUGCUGUAUUAGCAAUGGGAACUUCAUCUCACUGGAUCACUCCUGGAAAUUUGGACUAUUCGUGGCUGGAAACAGCGAGGGAAUUGCUUUCUAUGUGGACUGUCGGGAUUUCGGCGGCAGACGCUCUCCUGCAUGCCUAUUUCUGUCAAGCUUUGGCCUACUGGGAGAUGCUUCUUGCAUUGGUAGGCCGUGGCUCGAACCCCUCAAUUGUCGAUAAAAGACGACAGAAAUACCAGGACAAACUUCGUCAGGCCAUGCUACCAGAAGAUGGUACUUUUGGAACAAAACCACAGCCGCAUUUGUCAAUCGGUUUGAGUUUGAAGCCACUGGGAACGCUUCCAAACUCCUGGUGUGGUAUAUCAAACGAGGUGAUUGAGAUUUUCGGCCAAAUCCUAGCCCUGUGUAGAAGUGCGUGCGAUUAUAACCAAGAUCAGAGAACUGUCGGUCUUGAAGUAGCAAGCAAGAUCCUCUGCGACAUAGCGGUGGCACGCGAGCUCGAGAAAGAGCUUUUGAGUAUGGACUUUGAUACUAUUGUGCUUUUGGAGGAGCUGCAAGGCUUUUAUGUCGAUACACGAGAUGACAACACCCCCGUGUCUCAUCUACUAGAAACAGCUGAGGCAUAUCGCAAAGCUGGGUUGCUGCAGCUAUACCUGACAUUUGAUGAUCUUUCCGUCAAUGCAAGCGAUGGACAAAAUACAUUGGCUAACGGCUGCGAUGCUGCAAAGGAUAAAACAUGUCGAGAAAGAUCUCUUGUCGACUUGGCUCUGCAGCUCGUGGCUACUCUUGAAAGGAUUCCAGCUGAAUCUGGUUCAAAGUUCAUUCACCCUGUGUUAUAUGUUUCUGCGGCAGCGGGUCUCAAGUUCCAAAAAUACCCCGAUCAAUUGACAGGGACACCAGAGGAUGUCAAUACUGAUCCAUCUGAUAUCUUCACUUCGCAGCUGGAAUGGGAUUUAUUCGAUCUUACAUCGGCAGUAUGCCUACCAGGAAGCUCAGAUACUAUGACCGCAUUUAUUCCACAAUCUGUCCUCAAGGUUGCUGAAGCAAGACGUUUCGUCCUGUCAAGGCUCGAUACAAUUAGACAAGCUUUACCAUACAAAGCAAGCGAUAGCUUUCUGCGGCUUGUCAAAACUAUAUGGUCAGAAUACGAUGGGGCACAAUUGGACACAUCAGCGAAGCAUUGGUUAAAAAUUUCGAGCCAGAUAGGGUUAGAUAUGCCUCUAUAA